AACCGCACCAUUUACGUAAAGAGAUAAUUUUGUUUUUGUUUUGUUUUUGUUUUUAGACAGACGGUAUUCAUAAUAAGGAUAAAUUAAGUCCGUCUCAUACUAGUCGAGGUAACUGAAAUACACUUACAGAUCAGGGUCUUAGCUAGGAUUUUAGAUCUUGGGCGUGUUUCUAAGUGACCAGGGUGUGUACAUGUCAAUUACCUUGAAUAGCCAAAUUCAUGGUUCUACAACAACGGACAAUGCCUGUGGUUGUUCUAUGCUUUGCAACCAAAUACAAGGCGAGCAUAUACUCAUAUUGCGCACUGACAUUAAAAUAUUAAGUUAUUUCAGCAACUCUUGGGUGUAUUUAAAACCACUUUAACACCUUUCGGUUCCCAUUGUCCAUCAAAACAUUACAAUAUCACGCAUCACUUUUGCCAAUUUCAACAACAACAAUAGAUUUUACAAACUUUCUUAUGACGUAAAUAGAAAGAAAUUCUGUCUGUUGUAAGUAGCACCAUCUUAUUUUAUGUACCUACACAGCCUUAUAUAAAUAAUGAAGCCGCGUUCAUUUUAUCUAGCCGUGUUUUUCCAUUUUUGGCCGCGAUAACACGGCCAACACGGCCCUCUAGCUAUGACCCUGUUACAGAUGCAAUGUAGAUGAGGGUGGUAAUCGCACCAUCAAAUCUAUUUUUGGAAAAGGCGAAUGUUACAUUUGUGCUUGUUUUGUUAGUUUGAACCUUUGGUCAGUUUGGUGCUCUGGCUAAGCUCCAUCCUCUUCUUUAAAUUCGGUGGAAUAAGGCUCGUGCAAUACACCCUCCCGGAAAAUACGUCACCUUGGCUAUAAAGACUUGCUUUCGUGAUUGAGAGAUUAGAAUUUAACUAAUGUCACACACGAAAACGCGGCUUUAUCGCCAAUGCAAUGCCAGUAUUCAUGCAUGCACGAUAUUAAGAAAUAAAUUGAAUGGGUUCUAUUUCGUUGCUCCAGAAAUGUUUUCAGAGGCUACAAAGAUUUUAAAAGCGGAAUAUCUAGUAAAGGCGAUCAGACAACAUAGAAUGGAUCAAGCAAUUAUUUUCUGUAGGACGAAGUUAGACUGUGAUAAUAUUGAAAAUUAUUUAUUGACUCUUGGAGGAGGUUUGUGUUUCAUCUUACUAAAUAUAUCUAUACCAGAGCUUAUACUGUAGCUUUAUUAGUUUAAACUGUUUUCCCUAUAAGAGAUCCAGUGCAGUAAGAGGCAUUCCUUGCAUCUUGGAUGAAAGCACUCGCAGCAAACUUGCGAGUUGACUCUUGCGAUGAGUGCAAAAGAGCUUUAUCCAGUGUUACCAUUGGGGGAAACCUAAACUAACUUCAUUUAUACUGGAUAAAACACACUUCAAAUAUUAACAUCUUGUAAACUUAAGGUUUGUUUCCAAACUCAGGGCUGCAAAUUACUGUCGGACAUCGGACAAUGUCCGACUAAAUUUGGCAAAUGUCCGAGCAAAAGUAAUUUUGAUCGGACAUUGGUUCGAUCGCAAUAAAAAGUCACAUUAUACAUUUUUUUGCUGUGACAAAAUCCGAUUGCAAAUUCACUCAAUUUGUAUUUUGCAAUAAAAUUUACGAGGCGUUCUAGCAUUUAAUUUUACUUAACAUUGCGUCGGAAUGGCAUACAUACUUAUCUUGUGACUUAUAUAUAUCUUGUGACGUAUGUAUGUCCGACCAAAUUUAGUGAUGUUGAUUUUUGUCCGACCAAAUUCAAGUUAUGUCCGACCAAAAUUAAAAGUGAUCGGACAAAUGUCCUGUCAAGUCAAAUAUUUAUUUGCAGCCCUGAAACUUAAGCACUGAGUUAUUUUUAAAAACAAGACAACAAACUUGAAUUUUGAUGUUUGUGAUGUUACUGUGAGUGUGCAUCCACACUGGACAAGCUGAAAAGUUUGCCUGACCACGCUGGGAGUCGAACCCGUGACCUUUGGGAUACAAGAUAGCGGACAGAUCACUGAUUUGUGAUGAUUUUUGUCAAAAUAUUUCGAUAACUAAGCAAUAUUUGAAGAAGCUGUUAAAAACUUUUCCAUAUAAUUUUAAAUGAAGAAGUAAUUUUUUAUUACCAUAUCUCUUUAAAGCUCUCUGGUGAUUGUAUGCGAUUUCGUUCUCCAGGUAAUCGAGCGAUGGUGAACGAGUUUUCAUGUGUCUGUCUCCAUAGCGACAGAUCCGUACAUGAACGACGUGAAAACCUUACGAAAUUCAAGGUAAAAAUACUUAUUUAUACUUUCCCAUUAUUUUUAUUCCCCACUACCUUUCUCCAAAAGAGUUUUUCCGCGGUAAUUCCUAAUAAAAGACAAUAGACUGUAAUAUUAACGGCUUAUUGAUCUCGCUUGUUCGGUCUGUACUGUGAAAUAUCAGACCGAGUUUUUUUAGUAUGGACCGAGCGACGAAAGAGCGAGGUCCAUGCAAAAAAACAGAGGUCUGAUAUUUCACAGUGCAGACCGAACAAGCGAGGUCAAUAAUCGGUUUAUUAUUUGGCUGAACUGAGUCUGUGAGCAUAUGCUUUUCGCGCGAAUUAAAUCGCCUUUAAUGACACACAAUUGGAAAAUUAAAAAGCAAAAGAUUUUUCUGUUUGCAAAGCAAAAAUGUCCCGCCAGAUAAACGACAUCCGGUCAAAAUAUGGUCCGGAUAUGGGUCUUUACGGACCGCUUGUCAACCAAUCACAAUAGAGAAUUUUGAAAAUCCAUAUAAUAAUACUGUUCAUUUCAGGAAGGUGAAGUAAGAUUUUUAAUAUGUACUGAUGUGGCUGCAAGAGGAAUUGAUGUUCAAAGCAUUCCUUUUGGUGAGUUACUUUUUUAAUUUGUUCUGAUAAACUAAACAAAAAUAACUUAUACAAAAAUAAAUAUCGAGAUUUUUGGCCAUCUCGCUCUAGUUCUAUCAAUAGACUUUACGUUGUUUAUUGCACUUUAAGCGAGACUUUUUUUAAUUCUUUGGUUUACGGAUCCGCCGACCGUACAUAUUCAGAAAGUAAAAAAUAAAAAAAUUUGGGAUGUCAACAAUUUUACGCUUUUAGUUAAAUUCAGUUAAUUUGGUGGUUCUGACAUGAAGUACACGCCAUGUAAACUUUGCUUCUAAGUACUGCUGGCUCAUGUUAUCGUUGUGACAAUCCAUAUGGAGAUUAGCCAUGUUUUCCAAGUAGAAGUUUAAUGUUUAGAAGAUAAAAGCAUCGAUUUUAAAUAUGCUCAGUGUGUUUUUUAAAUUUUUUUUCCGACCUGUUUUUUUAAAGUCAAAUUUGUAAACCAAUAAAUAAAAAAGUCUCGCCUUAGCUACAAUACCUCGGAUCCCCUAUCAAAUGGACAAAAGCGUGUUGGGAAAUCCGAUCACCAAUGAGUGAGGAACUCGAUAAACUCCAACACAAUAAACCACUUAGCUUCACUAAGCUUAAUACACAAGUGUGUCUCAAAAUACAUAUAUGAGAGUGAUUAACAUAUUUUGCUUUUGUUACAUACUUUGCAGUUGUAAAUGUGACGUUUCCUGAUGAUAAACAGAAUUAUAUUCAUAGAAUUGGGCGAGUGGGACGUGCAGACAGGUGGGUUAGGGCG
Molecule: messenger RNA, 3540 nt
Organism: Paramuricea clavata
Lineage: Eukaryota; Metazoa; Cnidaria; Anthozoa; Malacalcyonacea; Plexauridae
Source: the annotation of a GenBank genome assembly